This is a messenger RNA of Paramormyrops kingsleyae, 862 nucleotides long. RefSeq names its product TP53 regulating kinase (gene tp53rk). Lineage: Eukaryota; Metazoa; Chordata; Actinopteri; Osteoglossiformes; Mormyridae. Gene Ontology annotation, cellular component: nucleus; cytosol; EKC/KEOPS complex. Gene Ontology annotation, molecular function: ATP binding; protein serine/threonine kinase activity. The record is from RefSeq and is a predicted model, not a curated record. Gene Ontology annotation, biological process: protein phosphorylation.
AAAACAUUUCCGACUCCUAUACGCAAGGGGGAGUGCGUCUGUUUUACACUUACAGAUGGUGCAGAAUUUUUGACAGCAGUCUACAAAAAAACAUGUCUGCUAAGGGGGAUAGUAGUGCCGUUUUGUCGUAUCUUAGCGGCUUAACGCUGCUGAAGCAGGGCGCCGAAGCCCGUGUUUACCGCGGACAGUUUUUAGGGAAAGCGGUAAUAGUGAAGGAAAGAUUCUCGAAGUCGUACCGUCACCCAGCUCUAGACGAGAAGCUGACGCACCGCAGGAGCGUGCAGGAGGUGCGCUCCAUACUUCGCUGCAGAAAAGCAGGGAUUUUGACACCUGUUGUCUAUUUUGUUGAUUAUGUAUCUCACUGCAUUUUUCUUGAAGAAAUUGUGGGAUCAGUUACAGUCAGAGAUCACAUAAAUUCCACCAAGCUGUCUGAAGCAGGCAAUGAACGCCUUAAGCUACUGGCCGAAAAGAUGGGCCAGAUCCUUGCGAAGAUGCAUGAUGAAGAUGUGAUCCAUGGAGAUCUGACAACAUCUAACAUGCUUUUGAGGAAAGGAUCUGAGGACAGAGAACCAGAUUUGUGGCUAAUUGACUUUGGACUGAGCUACAUUUCUUCUUUGCCAGAGGACAAAGGAGUUGACCUGUAUGUGCUGGAGAAGGCAUUCCUUAGCACCCACCCAAACACAGAGACUUUAUUCCAGAUUUUGCUGAAGAGUUAUGUUGCUUCUUCAAAGAAGUCAUCCACUGUCAUCAGUAAACUGGAUGAAGUUAGACUAAGAGGAAGGAAAAGAUCAAUGGUUGGUUAAUAAGUAAGAAGUUUGUAAUUUGUGUGAUGCAAUUAUACAAUAAAGCAAUUUUCAAACUA